Cynara cardunculus var. scolymus (artichoke) is the source of this 1533-nucleotide messenger RNA. Its product is annotated as cytochrome P450 93A3-like. Gene Ontology annotation, molecular function: iron ion binding; oxidoreductase activity, acting on paired donors, with incorporation or reduction of molecular oxygen, NAD(P)H as one donor, and incorporation of one atom of oxygen; heme binding. Bases 1 to 1533 code for a protein of 510 amino acids. The transcript is spliced from 2 exons. Lineage: Eukaryota; Viridiplantae; Streptophyta; Magnoliopsida; Asterales; Asteraceae. Gene Ontology annotation, cellular component: membrane. The record is from RefSeq and is a predicted model, not a curated record.
AUGGCUGACUUCCAAGGCUACAUCCUCCUCUUUCUCAUAUGGCUCAUCUCCACCUUCAUGAUCCGCUCUUUUUUCAAAUCUACUCGUGCCAAACCUCAUCUGCCACCCACCCCGUUUGCGCUUCCCAUCAUCGGACAUCUCCACCUCCUUGCUCCAAUCCCUCAUCAAGCCUUCCAUAAGCUCUCUCUCCGAUACGGGCCCGUUAUUCGCCUCUUUCUCGGCUCCGUGCCUUGUAUCGUCGCUUGUUCACCAGAAACGGCGAAAGAAUUCCUUAAAACGUACGAGAAUUCGUUUCUAGAUCGGCCACAAAACUCGGCUGUGGAUUAUUUAACUUACGGUUCAAAAGAUUUCUCCUUUGCUCCUUAUGGAUCUUAUUGGAAGUUCAUGAAGAAGGUGGUUAUGUCACAGCUCUUAAAUGGUACAACACUUGACUUGCUCCUUCCAGUUAGGCAUGAGGAGAUCAACUGUUUCAUCAAACUGUUAUCCGAAAAGGCCAAGCUUGGGAAGGCAGUGGAUCUUGAUGGGGAGUUGGUGAAGCUGACGAACAAUGUUAUAUCGAGAAUGCUUAUGAGCGAAAGAUGUUCAGAGGCUGAAAACGAGGCCGGGGAGAUGAGGAAAUUGGUCACCGAGAUAGCUGAGAUCACAGGUAAGUUCAAUCUGUCGGACUACAUUUGGUUCUGUAAGAAUCUCGACUUGCAGGGAUUCGGGAAAAGGUUGAAGGAUAUUCGUACACGAUUUGAUGCAUUGAUAGAGAGGAUCAUGAAAGAGCAUGAAGAAGCAAGAAAGCAGGAGAUGGGAGAAGUUAAGGACUUGCUCCACAUUUUACUAGAUAUUGCACAAGAUGAGAGCAUGGAGAUAAAGUUGAGCAGAGAGAACAUCAAAGCCUUCAUUCUGGAUAUAUUUGCUGCAGGAACGGAUACUUCAGCGAUUACCACAGAAUGGGCUUUAGCCGAACUCAUCAACCAUCCAAACAUGAUGAAUAAAUGCGUGGAAGAAAUUGAUCAAGUUGUGGGCAAAAACAGACUUUUACAGGAAUCAGACAUACCAAACCUUCCAUACCUCCAAGCAAUCGUUAAGGAAACCCUACGACUCCACCCCACAGGCCCAAUGAUUCUAAGACAAUCAACAGAAGAAUGCACAGUGGCUGGCUACCAUAUUCCAGCAAACACUACUAUCUUCGUCAACGUGUGGGCUCUCGGUAGAGACCCAAACCAUUGGGAAAACCCACUUGAGUUCAAGCCUGAAAGAUUCGAAAAGAAGCAGUUGGAUGUUAGAGGACAGCACUUUCAUAUGUUACCAUUUGGGAGUGGGAGAAGGAUGUGUCCUGGGACUUCGCUAGCGUUGAACGUGGUGCACGCAACUCUUGGUGCUAUGAUUCAGUGUUUCGAGUGGAAGGCUGGGAAAGAUGGGAACCUUACGAGUGUUGAUAUGGAAGAAGGAGUUGGGAUCACACUUCCUAGAGCUAACCCUUUAGUUUGUGUUCCUGUGGCUCGACUUGAACCAAUCCCAUUGUCGAUGUCGAUGUCGAUGUAA